CUGAAGUAUGAACUCAAAUAGAAGUCGCAAUUGAUUAUUGCCGGCGAAUUCAUCGUUCUGAUGGCGGAGGAAUCUUCUCAAGUCAACUCUUCACAGCCCCCUCCGUUUUUGGAGGUGAUUUGCAAAAGCUCCGGUAAAAGAAGCCGCUUUGCAUCUGGGACUAAAGCAGGAUUUGCAGUGUCAUUGAUAAAUAACAGGUUGGGUGCUGGGGAACCUCUUGCUUCAUAUAUUGAAGCAGUUAAAGAAGGUGAGGAACCCGUAAGUUUUGGACCUGAUGCCGUUCUUGUGAAUUAUGGCAAUGGAUGGAAAUUGCAGACAGUUACAGAAACUGAUUUUCCGGCAGGAAGUAGGAAAAGGGAACAGAUUCAGCUAAUUCAAGAGCAAAUCCAUGUUCUAAAGAGUUUCGAUGCACAAACACCCAGAAAGAGGGUUUCAAAAUCUGGAAUCAGUUUCAUCUACAUUGGGAAAAUACUGAUAGCUUUCAUUUUGAUGUUUGUUCUGGGUGCAAUUUUCACAUUGUUUCUAGAGAAUCUCCCGAGACUGAUAUUGUAUAUUAACUCAUUGAUGGAGUAAUAUAUAUUUGAUAUCAUUCCUCGAAUACAAUCGAGUUUUCGGA
This is a messenger RNA of Rubroshorea leprosula, 616 nucleotides long. The record is from the annotation of a GenBank genome assembly. Lineage: Eukaryota; Viridiplantae; Streptophyta; Magnoliopsida; Malvales; Dipterocarpaceae.